UCAUAACGGUCGAAGAUUUUAAAAGCACUGCAUGAGCACGUGGUUGUUUGUAUGGCUUUGCGCUAGCAACCAAUGAUAAAUAUCAAUCAGUCCGCGCUACCGCCGUACACACAUCUUGUGAUUGUGACAUUUUCAAGAGAUCUUCUCAGAUCGACUUUUCGGCCUGCAUCUUCAUGGCUGCAAAUGCUGUAUACGGGAUAGCCAUGCAACCAUAGGCCUGGAUGACUACUCAAAGCUAGGCCACGAUUACGUGUAACACUGAAGCAAUGAAACCAUUCGGGCUGUAUAACAACAGGCAGUUCAGCUACGAUUGCAUGUAACACUGCAAUCACUACAGGGAAAACCAUCAACCACAUGUGUCAACACGUGCUGCUGUUAUCCAGUUGCUAAAUGCGCGGCAAACCUAAAGUUGUUGUGCUCUCUCGGUCGUCUGCUCUUGCAUGUUAAUCACAACUUUAAACAGUUCGCUACUGCCAUGAUGACACACCAGCCUGUUUCAACUCUGAUAUACGAUAUAUGUUAAAAAAGAACCAGCAAGGAGGAAAAGAAACCAACGUCUUGUGUAAUUAAUCUGAAAGCCAAUACGAACCAGUGCAUGAUCUCUCUCAGUUGUUGUGCUCUCUCGGUCGUCUGCUCUUGCAUGUUAAUCACAACUUUAAACAGUUCGCUACUGCCAUGAUGACACACCAGCCUGUUUCAACUCUGAUAUACGAUAUGUUAAAAACGAACCAGCAAGGAGGAAAAGAAACCAACGUCGUGUGUAAUUAAUCUGAAAGCCAAUACGAACCAGUGCAUGAUCUCUCACCAAACCAUCAUUACCUACAACAACGAGCAAUGUUGCUCUGCAUUGCACUUGUUUUUUUCUCCUUACAUCUACAUUAGGUAAAGUCAAUUAAGUGUGUGGUAUAGUUUACACGUGCGUUGAUAAAACUCGUUCGGGUUUGUCCUUGCACAUACUGCCGGUGUUUAAACAGUUUUCCUCCCGCAGCAAUCUGAUACGAACUUGGAACACCUUUUCUUUCUGGCUCGUACUGUCUCCAGAUGCAGAAACCUCACCUUCUACUCUAAAAUUCUAGGAACUCUGUGAAUUGAUUGUAGAAUGCUGGUGAGGGGUUCUCUAUAAUACGAGUAUGCUUUACGUCCGGUUCAUAAAGUAUGGAUAAACUUAUACCCCGAGGUGAGAGUUUAAGAACGCGGCAGUGAAGAGCGCAGCUUUCUUGCAUUGGUAUUGCCGUCUACUUACAACGCACUGAAAACCAAAGUUGGCACCGGUCUCUAUGAUGGGGUAUAACUGAAGAUCAACAUAUGAGUGUGCGAGUACAGUACAGUAUCAUACUCAUAGACCGGUCUAAUUCAUACGAGGCAAUAAAGCCAGGAAACUACACAGCAGUUCCAGGACUGAAGUGCUGGAAGGACUGAAGAUUCAACAAGACACGCUAAUCAAACCGUGCGGAUGGCAACAGAACUUGGUCACGGUGAAACGACUGAGGCCAAGACUACCAUGGCCCGCCUUGUCGGUUUCACGGCCUACUUUACGGGGACCGUUGAGCCCCUGGACCGGUGGGUCGCCACGAAGCCGUGCCCGGUACGAUUCCUGAACGCUUGCUGCCGUGGCUUCGGACAGCCCAUCUUUUUGAACAACCCAAUCAGCGGGCUGAUCAUCAUGGUAGCUUUGUUCGUUCAGAAUCCCUGGCAGGCAUUGUGUGGUAUCUUAGGACUCGUUGUGGCCCAGCUGACUGCCAUGGCAAUGAGACAGCCGAGAGGGGGCGUGGAUAGCGGUGGGGUGGCGUUUCAGGGUCUACUGACCGGCUUGGUGAUACCGGCGUUGACCGGUCUGCUCGACUGGCAGGCGUUGCUCCUGCUGCCAGUCGCCCUAUUCGCUAUAUUCAGCGUGUUCCUCUCCAGUGCACUCGGCAAUCUCCUUGGCCAGUGGGGCAUACCUGCCUUCAACCUACCCUUCAACGUCGCCACGUUUCUCUUCGUGGCUGCAUCCGGCCCCACCCAUCCAUACUUCCGCCCCGCUCCAGCGGGACCUCAAGUCGGGAUGAUGACGGUGGUGCCUAACGCUACGGAUCAACCGAUCAACUGGCUCAUGGUACUAAGCACAAUACCAGUUGGUAUCGGGCAGUGUUACGGGUGCGACAAACUGGCUACUGGAUGCUUAAUGGCAUUGGCGAUGCUCAUCUGCUCACCUACAGUGUUCCUACACGGGGUGAUCGGCUCGAUACUCGGCACCCUCACCGGACUAGCCAUGGCCGCUCCGCAUGCAGAUAUCUACGCCGGGCUUUGGAGCUAUAAUUCGGUACUGACAUGUGCGUCAGUCGGUGGGUUCUUCUUCGUAUUAACGUGGCAAUCACAUUUGGUUGCUCUAUUUUCGGCGAUAUUCGCCGCCGUUGUUAAAGGUGCGCUGUCUGCCGUUCUCAAACCAGCGGGUCUACCAGACAUCGCGUUCCCGUUCUGCAUUGCGGCCGGACUGUUCCUCCUCGUUACGAGCGAGAGUAAACUGCUCAUGCGCGUCCCGAUGGACAAGAUCACGUGGCCUGAGGACCACAGGAGAAAGUUUAAACCAGGGGGCGUGGCCGAUGUCCCAGACGGGGAGGCGUUAGAAGUGACUUGAGGGCAGUGUCUGUUUUAAAGCAUAUUAUUUUUUACUAUUCUUCGGCCCCUUUUUGAUACAGGAGAUGGACCUUUUAAGAUUUAUCUUUUUUAGAAAAUAAUAUAUAUAUAUUGACCAUCCCGUCCGAGAGUCUCUAGUUAAGAUUUACAGAACUUAUCACUCUCCAAAAAGAAGAAAUUCUGUUCUGUCCGAAAGCAACAAGAAACUUUGUUCACUGUACGAUUGUUCUCCAUGUAUGCCUGUGUCAGAUGCAAUUGUGCCAUGCAAUACUGUCCGCUUCCGACACUUUUGCAUAUAUGCA
This is a messenger RNA of Asterias rubens (European starfish), 2918 nucleotides long. RefSeq names its product urea transporter 1-like. NCBI's taxonomy places the organism in Eukaryota, Metazoa, Echinodermata, Asteroidea, Forcipulatida, Asteriidae. Bases 1454 to 2617 code for a protein of 387 amino acids. Gene Ontology annotation, molecular function: urea transmembrane transporter activity. The record is from RefSeq and is a predicted model, not a curated record. The transcript has 7 exons. Gene Ontology annotation, biological process: urea transmembrane transport. Gene Ontology annotation, cellular component: membrane.